Saccharomycopsis crataegensis is the source of this 1023-nucleotide messenger RNA. Its product is annotated as GTPase domain-containing protein. The coding region runs from base 1 to 1023 and encodes 340 amino acids. The record is from RefSeq and is a predicted model, not a curated record. Lineage: Eukaryota; Fungi; Ascomycota; Saccharomycetes; Ascoideales; Saccharomycopsidaceae. The transcript has 2 exons.
AUGAAUACAGGGUGCAUAUGGAAUUUUGGUAAUGCUUUGUGGUCUCUAUUCCAGCCCAUUCAGUUGCAGCUCGUAGUGUGUGGUCCCAUGGAUUCUGGUAAAUCAAGUUUUGUCCUGCUUAUCGCUGGAUCAUCAUCCUCCGCAAAUAUUGACACCUCCAGAUUUGAUGCCAACACUGUUCCCACAAAAAACCACAAAAAUUCUCGAGCAUACAUUGACGACACUUCUAUAAUCUGUCUGGAUUAUGGAGGACAAAAUAAGUACCAGCAGCAAUUAUUGGGCACAUUGACUUCUAAUGAUAAUGAUAAAGUAAUUAUUUUCGUCUUCGAUUACUCGGAAUACCUUAUUAGGAAUACACAUGAGGUAAGACAUGAGGAUUUUAUCAAAUCAAGGAAGUUGUUGAAAAAGUUGAUUCUUAAAUCCUACCAUUUUAAGACCCCUUUGCUAAUCUUGGGUAAUAAACUUGAUAUCGUUAUUGAUAAAUAUGAAUCAUUAUCUGAAGAUAACGGAGAAUCUUCAUCAACCACAGCUAUCAGUAAUAGCAACAAACAAAAAGAUUCCGAUACCUCUUCAGCUUUUUGUCUUAAUCUACUGUCAAGCCUACUGGCUGCAAGCAGUUCAACGGACAUGUUGUUGAGUAAACAGACAAUCACUAACCAGUAUAGGCAUGCUAAUAAUGCCCUAAAAAAAAGUCCUCCUUUGAGAGUUCUGGAAAAUAUCUCGAUAAAUCAAUUAGCCAAUGACUUGGAUUUAUUUGUGAAAGACGAAGAUGACGAUAAGCUCUUCAUUAGACUCAGCCAUGAAGAUUUUACAAAUGAUGAAGAUUUCCUCAAAUUAUUCCAACAAUUAAAACUUUCCGAAUGCAAUGACGCAGCUCGAAAUUUCAAAACUGUUGAAAAUAUUCCUAAAAAUUACUCGGUUGAAAUCUGUCUUCAUGAUAGAGAUUUUGCAAUUAUGUUGAUGUCUUGUAAGACUGGUGAAGGAGUAGCUGAAAGUAUUCAGUGGAUUUUAUCACAUGAAUGA